AUGCUCUUCCUCGCUCUUCUCACUGCCGCUGUUGCUGCGCUGACAACCGCAGCGGCGUCUAUUCGGACAACUCAGAGUCCUCCUUACUCAAACACGACGACUUCUUCCUUACAAGUCGAUCUGGGCUAUAGUAUCUAUCACGGAUACUCCGACGCACCCCAUGCUAUCAAUGUGUGGAAAGGAAUCCGUUACGCUCAAGCGCCUAUCGGAAAGCUGCGAUGGCAAGCUCCACGCGAGCCGGUCGUCAAUCGGAACAGCAUCAUCUCCGCCACGCGUUUCCCACCGAGCUGCCCCCAGAGCCCUGAAGCCAAUGGCCUGCCGAUCCUGGCGCAAAGUCAGGCGGGAGCGUCGGAGGAUUGCUUGUUCUUGAAUGUCUACGUGCCCAGCAAUGCGACGAGUGCUUCUCCGCUGCCGGGCGGUGGUUAUGGCGAGGGAGAUGGCACCGAUGGCUUUCAGCCACUGAUCAAUACCAAUGGCAACCAGUUCAUUGCUGUUGUCAUUCAAUACAGGCUCGGCGCAUUCGGCUUCCUCAACUCGGACGAAGUCUACCGCAAAGGAGUCGUCAAUGCCGGCCUGCUCGACCAGCAUCUGGCCCUCCAGUGGGUGCAGAAAUACAUCCACCUGUUCAACGGCGACCCCAGACGCGUGACGAUUUUCGGCGAGUCGGCGGGCGGCGGCUCGGUCAUGCUGCAAGGCAUGGCUUACGGCGGCUCGCUGGGUACGCAACUCUUCCAGAACAGCAUCGCUGCGAGCCCUUAUCUUCCCAUGCAGUGGGGCUACAAGGACUGGCUACCUUCGCAGACAUACUAUGCGUUCGCAGCACACGCGGGAUGCUACUCCAUGGAGCCGUAUGGAGCUCCGAAGACGACGCCGAUCUUUGAGUGUUUGCAGAAUGCUGAGUCGCGGGUAUUGAUGAACGCCAGUGCGACCGUGUCGCAGUUGACCGUGUAUGGGCAAUGGGCAUUCUUGCCUGUCACGGAUGGCACUUUCGUCCAGGAUCUGCCCAGUCGCCAACUCCUGCGAAAUCAAGUGAACGGCGUGAAUCUGUUGAUUGGCAACAAUGCGAACGAAGGUACAGGAUUCUCCGGCAACAUUGAUACCGAGGAAGAGCUUGUUGCCUGGCUCAAACUCACGUUCCCCCUCUUCACCAACAAUGACAUUGCAAGGGUCCUGGAGUACUACCCCAGCACGAAUGCAUCGGUGAAUCCAAAGGCGCCUCUUUUCGCAACGAAUGGCAUUAGCGGACCGACGGCCAUCAACCAGUCCAACGUAGAGACUGGACAGCUGCAGCGUGCCGACAACAUCUAUGCCGAGAUCACAUUCGAUUGUCCCGCUCUGUGGAUGGCACAAGCGUAUUCUCAGAAUGCUGCAGGUGGCAACUCAUACAAAUACCAGUUCUCCGUUCUACCAUCCUUGCAUGGCGACGACACCAAUGCAUAUCUUGCGCGCGAAGGACCCAUGGUCUACUCACAAGACCUCACAACGGCCUUUCGGAAGAUCAUCGGAAACUUCAUCAUCGACUCCAACCCCUCAAUAUCGAACCAGAUCGCGAACGGCGUCACGCCUGGCGCCAUGACAAAUGCUUCGAACCCGGCGAGUAACUGGCCACCGUACACCAAUUACCAGCCAUACAUGAUCGACUUGAAUGCAACUUGCGGCGUCCACCGACAUGCUUUGGAACACUUGGAAACCUGUGGCUUGCCGGGCGAUCUGAACAAUAUAACGCUUGUCAAUGCGUAUACUUGGGAAGGCGGGCGGGGAUUCAGGUGUGACUUUUGGAGGGCGAUGGGGCAGUUGGUGCCAGAGUAG
Neohortaea acidophila is the source of this 1809-nucleotide messenger RNA. Its product is annotated as carboxylesterase type B. NCBI's taxonomy places the organism in Eukaryota, Fungi, Ascomycota, Dothideomycetes, Mycosphaerellales, Teratosphaeriaceae. The record is from RefSeq and is a predicted model, not a curated record. The transcript is spliced from 6 exons. The coding region runs from base 1 to 1809 and encodes 602 amino acids.